Nerophis lumbriciformis (worm pipefish) is the source of this 1425-nucleotide messenger RNA. RefSeq lists its product as uncharacterized. The record is from RefSeq and is a predicted model, not a curated record. Lineage: Eukaryota; Metazoa; Chordata; Actinopteri; Syngnathiformes; Syngnathidae.
AUGUCGCAGGACGACGUCACGUUCAGAGAGUUGCUAGAAUUGGCUUUCGGGACCCCCCGCGCGGGCGUGGUGGACUUUGGCGCGCUGCACCGGCUGCUGCGCGCGCUCCUCACGCACCUGGGGGUCGGCGAGUCCAGCACCGCGCAGCAGACUCACCUGCAGCUUCUGGGCCGAAUCCAGGCCUGCGAGGACCAAGUGAUCACGGCCAUGAAGCUAAUCCAGGAAGUGCAGCAGCAGAUAGAGCAGGCGAAACGGAAGGGGGAGGAGCUUCAGGAAAGUACGUGUGAGACGUUGGACGGCGUGAAGGACGUCAGCGUGCGUCUACAAGAUCGUGUGAUGGUGUUGGAGGCGGGAAGAAAAGUAGAGGAGGAUCAGCUGGAGCAGCUCAGACACCUCAUCACCAACACAGACCAGCGAGACAUGGUCAGAAUUCUGGACGAGCGUCUGAACAUCCAGCAAGACGCCAUUAACUCACUGAGCGACCAACUCCACCAGCUGGACGACCUGCAAGUAGCCUUGGACCACAUGUUGCCGCCUCUGACCUCUGACCCCUCCGGCGACCUGGAGGACGGCGGGGAGACAAACGUCGGCAGGACGUUGAGUCUUCGGUUUGAGCGCAAGAUUGCUGAGGUCUUGCGGCGGCAUGAGGACACGCAGCACGUGCACAGCCUGCAGGCGUCCAUCUUGCAGCUUCAGAGAGACUGUCAGGACCUGCGAGAAGCCAUCGGUGGUCUCCAUGACGACAACAAACACAAACAUGUUCACAUUCAGCAACUGCUGAGGAGCCAAGAGGAGCUGCAGGAGAGGAAGGUCGACAGACACUCGCUUCAGUCCACACUCUGUCAGCUGGACAAGCAGAUCCAAGAUCAGUGGAAUGACAUCCAGGACAGAAUGUUGCUUCCAGAACAUUCCCAGCAGGUCCACGCCGCUGGAAUCAGGAAACAGCUGCUGUGUCUCUCCUGUGACCCGCCCGUCAUCACACACCUUCAUACACCUGGAGCGGUGUCGCCCAGCAGAACUUUGACGAACUUCACAGACUUCAGGUACCCCAGAGUGUCCCGCAGUUGUGGGGGGGUUCACACGGUGACCUCUGGCCCUCAACGAAGCGUCAAUGGGUGGAAACACUGCAGCCAGACAGCAGGGGGCGCCACAGUGCAGGCAGAGGCGACUAAGACGGUGGCGACACACGAGGCGCUCAGCAAAGAAGGCCACUUCCACCCAAACAGCAAAUUAAUAGCCUCCAGAUCAGAGUCUGCUCAAGCCCGCACACCUCAGAGUUCUUCAGGUCGCAUCUUUGGCGCCAGAUCGAGCGUAGCUCCGCCCCUGAGCAGGCCCUUGUCGACUUCCUGAAAAGAUGAAGAUAAGUCACGUCGUGACGUCAUCGUCUUAACGUUGUUUUGUUCCAUUAAACAUUUUUCAAACGUU